AUGUUCUGGCGGUUCGGCGGUUACGCCAACAUCUCGACCAUCGACACCAUCCUCGACAAGCCCGACUUCACCCUGGAAGAGCUGCUCGAAGAGGCCGAUCUGAUACAGGAACUCAAGCAGCACAACACCAAGCUCAUCGAGUUUCUGCGUGAGGACAAGGUUCUCGAGAAGCUCCUCGAAUACACCGUUGUCCCCAAGCUCGAGGCCGUCCAGGGCCUUGACGAGUCCACCGACGAUGAAACCAAGCCCAGAGGCCGCUUGCUGCCCUUCCAACGCCCUCGCGCAUCUUCACGCACCACAGACCCCGGCGAAAGCGAUGAGGAGCUGGAUAAGAAGCGCAACCGCUACGCCCAUGUCGCCUGCGAGGUCCUGAGCUCCGACACCUGGUCUAUUUACGAGGCCCUCGUUGAGAACCGACAGCUGAUUCGAACCUUUUGGGAUUUCCUCUCUCGACCCGCGCCAUUGGACCCGCUCCAGGCUAGUUACUUUACAAAGGUCAACGAAUCGCUGUUUGAGAAGAAGACGGAGGAGAUGAUGGAGCUGCUUUGGAGCUUGCCCAACGUGAUUCCCGAUAUGCUUCGCCACGUUGAGAGCCCCAUGAUUAUGGAUUUACUGCUCAAGAUUAUUGCCCUUGAUCGCACAGAAGGUGGUCAAGGUGUUGUUGAGUGUGUUUCUAACCCUUCCGUUCCAUGCGUCCAGUGGCUGUAUUCCAAGGACAUCAUCCCAACGCUCCUUUCUUUUCUCGGCCCCGAGCAUAGUUGGGUUGUUCAAACUGCUGCUAGUGAUUUUAUUAAGGCCAUGAUCACCAUCUCCGCCAACGCCUCGCAGAAUGAGCAGCAGUGCAUCGGUCCCAAUGAGCUCACUCGCCAGCUCGUUUCGAACCCCUGUGUCGAACAGCUCAUUGGCUAUAUGCUUGAAGGCGGAAACUCCCUGACUGUGGGCGUUGGUAUCAUUAUCGAAGUCAUUCGAAAGAAUAACUCUGAUUACGACCCAGACGUUGGUACUGAAGCCAACACCGUUCCCUCCAGUCGUGACCCCAUCUAUCUGGGCAACCUGCUGCGCCUUUUUGCUCAAAACGUGCCCAAGUUUAUGAAUUUGAUCAUGAACGGACAGUCCAAGAAGCAGGGCGUUGAUUCGACUUUCAACGAGAGGCUGGAGCCCCUCGGAUUCGACAGGUUCAAGACUUGUGAGCUCAUGGCAGAGCUGCUGCACUGCAGUAAUAUGGGUCUGCUCAACGAAAUGGGCUCGGAGCAGCUGAUCGCAGCGCGAGACUCGGAGCGCCAGCGACUCAGAGCCGAAGGCAAGCUCGUUACCCGAGAAGAUGAGUCGUCGGCUGACGACUUGACGAUGCGCAUUCCUCAUCCAGCCCACCAUGAGGAAGUCCGCCGCCUGGAAGUCACCAAUGCAGACGAUGAUGGAUUUGAGGAAGUCGAACCCACCAAUGAAAUGAACGAGGACACUUCCCACGAAUUUAUCAAGGCAGAGGACGAUAUCGCUCAAUCUGCAAACUUAUCCUCAUCUUCAUUCCUCGACAAAGACGAGGACGAGUUUGUGGAUGAGCCGCUAAGCUCUCCCCGGCUAACAGUAAACGCUGUAGAGAUUAACGAGCAGCGCUUCGAGGAACCCGAUCUGGUUGUUGCACCACUCUCGCCCACCAAAGCCAAGGCUCCCGAGCUGGCGCAAGCAAAGGCAGAAGAGACUUCGACAGCAACUAGCGAGGGACAAGACACGACUGAAACAGAAGAGCAACCUUUGACGACUUCAACGGUUCUUUCCGGGCCCAUCAUCAUAGAAACACCUGGACCAGCUAAGCCUGUACUUUCUGAGCCUACCGAAACUGCCGACGUCGAAUCCUCAAAGCCCGGGCUACAGCCAUCACCAUUGCCCAGAGGAGAUGGUGUAGCCAACACCAGCGUUGACGAAUUGGUUCCUGACAAUAUCGAGAAAUCCCGCGGCCUAUCCCCUCACCCUGAAGAUACCCCGGCCCCUCUUUUCUCGGUCCCUCUCGCUCCCGAUUCUGGUGUGCAGCAACCGCCAUACAGCUCCGAGGCUGGUGCUGCUCCAGCUGAGGCACAGCCAGGAGAGCCUGAGACGAAUGCUGCUCCGCCGUUUGAUGGCCCUGCGGAAACGCUUGAGCCUGUAGUGGGUGAUUUCCUCAAGAUGCAAUUCGUUGAGCAUCGCGUGGUCCCGACGAUUUUGUCCUUCUUCUUUGCUUAUCCUUGGAACAACUUUUUGCACAACGUUGUGUAUGACAUUGUGCAGCAAGUAUUCAACGGUCCCAUGGAUCGCGGCUUCAAUCCAACCUUGGCCGUAUCGCUGUUUGAAGCUGCCGACAUCACUACCGCCAUCAUCAAGGGCCAACAGGCCAGCGACGAGUCCCAGGCCAAGACAAAGACCCGGAUGGGAUACAUGGGCCAUCUCACUCUCAUUGCGGAAGAGGUUGUCAAGUUCACUGAGCGCCACCCCCCUGAGCUUCUCUCGGAGAUGGUCCUUGACAAGGUUAUGAGCCAAGAUUGGAUCAACUACGUAGAGGGUGCUCUGGCAGAAACAAGAGAGCGGGAUAAUGCCAUUCUGGGCGGCGUCAGACCCGAAGUGGCUCUAGGACACCGAGCCAGCCUUGGCGGUAAUGGACUGGGCGGCAUCGGCUUCUCAGGUCUUGGAAACACGGUCAGCGCAUCCAAUGCUCUGGCAGAGGCUGGUCUCAACGGCGGCAUGGAAAUGAAUGAAGGCGAUGGUAACGGGAUUGGCUCCUAUCCAAUCACCCAAGGUGCUCUGAUGUCUGGAUUUGGAAGUAGUAGCGACGAAGAAGACGACGAGGGCGAGGGCGAUGAAGAGGACGUGAAUUCCGAGGUAAGUUAUGAUUCUUCCGACGAGCACGGCAACGAGUCUCCUGAGGCGACAAUGGGCAUGACGCAUUCACCCGAGGAUGUUAUCAUGAUGUCUCCCGAACCCAUCAGAUCGAGUACACCGGAUGGAACACCGGGCUUGGAAGCUGAUAUUGACCUUGAUCAGCCCCAUCAAGACAUCAUGGUGGUCGAAGAAGGAGGGUGGAUGACAAGGAGAGCGCCUGCCGAAGGUGGCUCAAAUAGAAGACUAGAUUUCUCUUAG
Trichoderma atroviride IMI 206040 is the source of this 3108-nucleotide messenger RNA. Lineage: Eukaryota; Fungi; Ascomycota; Sordariomycetes; Hypocreales; Hypocreaceae. The record is from RefSeq and is a predicted model, not a curated record.